Molecule: messenger RNA, 7429 nt
Organism: Pocillopora meandrina
Lineage: Eukaryota; Metazoa; Cnidaria; Anthozoa; Scleractinia; Pocilloporidae
Source: the annotation of a GenBank genome assembly
CACACGUACUACAGAGCGGCUACACAUUUCCUGGGGAAGGAAAAAAUAUGAGCGCGGCGAAAUUUUCUCGUCUUGUUGGGGUAGCCGUUCGCGGACCUCUCCGCCUAGAACUGAGAGCAGUCUCAACAUCUACCACAAAGUUGACCGAACUGAAGCCGAACAUUCCCCCUCCAGAACAACUUUUCGUCCCUCUGUCAGUUCCCACGAAACUUCUUUUCGGACCAGGCCCAUCGAAUCCAUCCAUGAGAAUUUAUAAUGCGUCUGCCAUGUCACUUCUUGGCCAUUUACAGUCUGAUUUUCAUCAUGUUAUGGACGAGACGAAGGCUGGUCUGAAGUACGUAUUUCAAACAAACAACAAGUACACGUUGGCAAUCACUGGUGCGGGACAUGCUGCAAUGGAAGCUUCGAUCAUGAACCUGGUAGAACGCGGAGAACGCAUUCUGGUUUGCAACAACGGGAUGUGGGGUGCCAGGGCACAAGAAAUCGCCGAGAGGCAAGGUGAAAUAAAAAAAAGGUUUUUUUUUUUCUUAAUCUUAAUCAUGUAUGACACCGGUUAAAGUCCAGUCGCAUUCCUUCUUCGUUUACAUUUCAAAAGAAUUGUUUUUGUUUUUUUUUUAUUGUUAUUAUUAUCAUUUUUUUUUGCGCUCUUGUUGUUAAUGCUGCUACAGAGGCGUCUGAUGAAAUUUCUGAGCUCUAAUCUGCGGUCUUAGUUGUGACACGUUAUGUGAGUAAUCUGGUCUUUGUUUAAAUAUAUCCAACUGUGUUAUACAUCUAAGUGGGUAGAGUGUUCUUUAGUUUACUUUUGACUUAAAUAGUUAAAUUCAUUUUCAAUUAAUUUCACAUUUUCGUCUUUAAGUAAACCUUUUGUCCCAUUUAAGGAGAUACAGAUAAUUAAUAAAGCAAGAAGCAGAAUUCUAAAAAUAGAUAAAAAAAUGCAAACAUUGCAAAGGAUACAUCUACCCUACCCUUCCCACAAGUAAAUGUCAGCAGGUUUCUAUGACAAUAAUAAUUCAUCAAGAAUAUUGUUUGAACUUCACAAUUUUACCUUGAUAGAUUCUAUGGGAACAUGAUGGUAAUUCAGUUUGGUUACAAUAACAACCAUUUGUCAAGGCUACAGUAUCAAUUUUAUUUCUUUUUCAGAUUCUAAAAAUAGUAAUUUGUAUUUAUCCUAUUACCGAUGGAGUGUAUCAAAAAUAACUAAAGAUAUUGUUGCAGCCAUCUAAGAGUAAAAAGAAAAUAUACUGGCCAGCAACUUAAUUGUUUUAAUAACAUUGUACAUUUACUCAGCUUAUCAGUUGAUGAAUGAAACAAUUUUAAAUGACCAACUGAAGAUACAAAUUUCAUGACUUAGCUAAUAUCACAACUCCAAAAAUUAACUUUCACAGUCAAAACUAAAUAAAUGACAAUUUUAACAGUAAUGAUUAAAAGUUGUAAUCACAGCAAUCUGUAUCUAGCUUGCAAUUACAUUAACAUUUCCAGCAGUCACUUUCUCUGUUUUUCAGACGUUGAGAAGUUUCAACCAGAAAUAUGUCAAUACUCACAUCUUGAUUGUCAUUAACAUCAUAAACUCACUUUAGAUGUCAUGUGCACUGUUCAAAAGCACAACUAUUGCUUCAGGCAAAUUCAAUAAACCUAAUUUGUUAAGUGACAAAGUGUUUGUUUCCAAAGGAUGUGAUGUACGUGUUCUAGAAAAAUCACCAGGAGACUACUAUACUAAAGAAGAGAUUGAACAGGUAAAAUAUCCUGAUUUCAUAACUAUUCAUAACUAAAAUUUCAGUAUAUGCAAGUGUAAUCCAUAAUACUUUGCAAUUCUCAAAACAGUGAAUAUAACUAUUAUUUAUAUUACAAUAAAUUAUUUCACAUUAACAGGGUUCUCAAGAAAGUAGUACCAGCCAUUGAUUAGUGAUUAUUUUGGGAUGCAUGGCCGCUUUACACUCUACACGCUCUACUCUUUAUUUCUACAUCAUUUAUCUAAGUGGUAUCCAUAUUUAAAGUUGACUAGAGACCUUCUUCAAAUCCUAUUGAAAGCUUUGAUAAUGAAAGGAUGCUUUUCAUUCCCAAAUCAAAAGCUCACUUAUUUAUUUCUUAAAAAAACAUAUAAUUUUUCUUCUUUAAAGGGUCUUAAAGAGCACAAGCCAUCUGUCCUUUUUAUAGUCCAUAGUGAGUCUUCUUCAGGGAUCUGUCAGCCACUGGAGGGCAUUGGAGAUUUGUGCCAUAAGUAAGAGGAUCUCCAUCAUCUUACUUAAUUCUUAAAUUCCAAACAAAUUAGCUAAUAGUAUGUUAAAACUAUUUUAGACCAAAGCAAUAAUUAUUUUUACUUUUACUACAUGCUCUAUUCUGAAAAUUCAUCUAUGCACAAGUACUUGCAGCUCACUGUAUUAUUAAUAACAGCAUUCUUUAAAUUCUGUUUUUUUUCCUUUGUCUGUUUUUUCUUUAUUUUGAGUAGUAAACUUUUCAAUUUAUAAUAUACAUAAUGACCUUUCUGAAAUUCUCUCUUUUGAUCACUCAUCUUCCUAUCUGUACAAUUAUAGACAUAAUUGCUUGAUAAUUGUGGACACAGUAGCAUCUCUUGGUGGAACACCUUUUCUCACUGAUGGCUGGGAUCUGGACUGUGUCUAUACAGGCUCUCAAAAGUGCCUAGGUGCACCUCCAGGAAUUUCACCAAUCACAUUUAGCCCUAGAGCCAUGUAAGUGAUCAUGUAUUUCUAUUUUUUGAGAAGACUCUUCUACAAAAUUUAAGUACUUUGGUUUCAACUCUUUCAGUUUCUCUGAGGCAGACUUUCAGGAACUUGUAAGUUCAUAGAGCAUGAGAAAAAAAAGCAUGUAACUUUAAUUUGAAGAGAUAGAGUUUCAUUUGUACACAUGUACCUCCUUGCUUUUAGACUACAGAGGAAUGUCCUCUGUGUCAAAUUAGCUUUUGUGAAAAGGUUAGAAUUAUUUUACUCCUUCCUAACUCUAUCUAGAUGCAACACAAAAAGCUUGAGGCUUACCAUCUCCUUGUAGCCAUCAUCCACCACACUAAUCCUUCACCCUUUGACCCCUGAGUUACAAGGAUCUUAUUUCUCCUUACAGUAUCACACCCAAAUCACACAUUAAGUUCAUGAGAAUUAAGCAAAUGAUCACUAACUAAGGAAGCUCUUAGAUUGUUAAACAAAUUCUCCAUGUCAGUAUGUUAAGAAAUGUUUGGAGAACAGUAUGGAAAAUAUGUAUACUAAUGUUGGGGUGUAAUGGGUUAAGAGUGUUGUACAAAGGGCCCAAACAGUAAAGGAAAUUAACCAAAACACUCAUCCCAACAUCUUUAUGUACUUCUUAGUGUACAUACAUUCAAUGCACAAUCUCUUUUGUUUUCAUUUUCAGGGCAAAAGUAAACAGCCGGAAAACUAAAGUUCCAUCUUUCUACCUGGACAUUAAUGAACUUGGAAACUACUGGGGCUGUGAUGAUGGACCAAGGAGGUAAAUAUUUGUUUUAUGCAUAUUUCAAUAGUUAAAUAUUUUCAUAUUUCACUCUUAUUUUUAUUGCAUAGAAAACAAAAGCACAAUUAACAAGGAAAACCAUAUUACCCUUCAAAUUUUUUUUUUCAGACAUGGGUUUAAACACGUGUAACUAAGGCAAUCAUGUGCCUCUGCCUUUUGUAUGUAUGAUUGGCUUCAGUAAAUUAGUUUUAUUGUGUAAUGAAUUUUCCUUCUUUAGGUAAAAUUUUUACAUCUAAAGUAUUCAAAAUUAUCAUAACUAGUUUGUAUUUGUUCAACAUGGAACAUUGUGCAUGCAACUCUACCCUUUCUGUUGCUGCUCACAAUGGUAUUUCAAAGAACAAAUUACACAAAAAACCCCCUUGAAUUUGAGUAACCAUGACAUCUUCCAAAAAUAAAAGUAUUCUGAUGUUCAAGUUUCAUUGUUUGUUUGUAGGUAUCAUCACACAGCAGCAAUAAACUUGGUUUAUGCAUUAAGAGAAAGUUUGGCUUUGCUUGCAGAAGAGGUAUACCUUCUAUUUAAUUACUGAAAAAGAACAUUAACAGUAGUCUGAGUUAUAAUUGGUACAAAGAUAUAGCAGAGGGGUUAAUAUCUCCUAGCAAUAAGAUAUCUACAUAUAUCAUGAACCCAUGCUGUUCCAAAGGGAACAUUACUGCACUAACUUCCAUUAUUGUAUCACACUGAAAAGCAAGUACGGAAUCAAUAUGUAACUACUGACUUUAUUUCCUCUAUCAGGGAAUUGAAAAUUCAUGGAAACGGCAUAAUGAUACAAUUGAACACCUCUGGGCUGGAAUUGAAAAGAUGGGCUUAGAGAUGUUUGUCAAAGACAAGGUGAAUUUUUCAUUUAAUUUUUACCCAAUGAAAUGUACAUCAGUAAAAAAUUCAGUAUUUUCUAUUGCUAAUGAUUACAUAUUAAGAUGUUUACUCAAAAUUAUUCUAGAUAGUUACCUUUUUCUAUAUAUUUGAUCGCAUCGAUAUCAUGUUUCUACAGAGAUCGAAACAAUUUCGUUUCUUGUAAUAAUUGUACUUGACUUGUGAAUUUGUAUUGUAAAUUUAAAGUAAAAAAAUAACUAUUUCUACAAUGUUAAUAAUCUUGAUAUCUUUCUAGGCCCUUCGUCUUCCAACAGUGACGAGUGUAAAAGUCCCUGAAGGAUUUCCAGAUUGGAAAGCUGUUCCAGAUUAUCUUAUGAAAAAGUAGGCAAAAACACAAACAAUUGUAGCAAAACAAGCUUGGCUCCUCAUUCUCUGUGUGUACAUGCAAAUUAUGGCAUGCUUACCAAUUUAUCUUUGUAUAACUAUCUCCUUCUGUUCUUGCGCGAAAGUCUGUUUGUAUCCAUGCAUUCAUGAAUGAGUUACACCUAAAAUUACGCUCUAUCCUUAAUGAACGUUUCCUGUCACAGUCACCAUCUUGAUUUCAAGUAGAGAAAUACCGCUGACUAACUUUAGGAGUUCCAUGUCUGUCAACGAGCGAGAAACCUUUAGUAACCGACUUUAUCAAUAGAUAAUCUGUUCAUAACUAUUUCCCUCUGUUCUUGCAAGAAAACCUGUUUGCAUCCUUUUAAGCCUGCAGUAAAAUUUAGUGCUAAUCAGAAAACUUCUUUUUUCCCUCCUCCUCCUCAGGUACAAGUUAGAAAUUGUUGGUGGUAUGGGUCCAACAGUCGGAAAGGUUAGUAACCGAGUUGCACGAGCAAUGAUACGGAUUUGUUCGAACCGUAAAUCUUUUAUCGUUAUUUGCUGGAUUUUCUUAAAGGUAUCUCCUCGCUGUGCCAUUAUGCUUCAAAAAUCCCAGUUCAUUUAGGGUUUGAGGUGUGGCAGACAGGGAGAACCGUCCUGACGAUGAAUAAUGAUGAUUAAUAAUAAUGAUGAAUCGUUCCGUCGAUGCAUGUAAGAAGUAGGGAGGUGGGGAGAAAUUAACAUCCCUCUUCGUUUUUACAAUAUCUACACUAGAAAAUUAAGCAAAGAGGGAUGGAUUUUUAAUUUGGGUAGAGAUAAAAUAGGUGUAACAAACUGAUCUCCCCUCAAGAUCACGCCUGCUAUGCAGGCUAUUUUAUAAGUCCAGUUUACUCCCUAGCUUUUGGAACGCCUCAACAGAUCUUGCAUUAUUGGUGGUGUAAACGUCUUUGUGCAUAGGGUAGGGUAGUCAAGGGGGUAUAAGUCCGACGUUACCCCCCCCCCCCACCUCCUGCCUUUCAUGAAAAAGUUGUAAUUAAUAGAAGUAAUACAGCUCAGUAUGCUGUCAAAUACUAGCACGCAGCCGGCAGUGCGGGACUUUUAAAAACCUGUCCUGGCCCCAGUUGGAGUGUGUAUUGUUAUUUCUCAUUUUCCUCUGUUUUUUGUUUUUUUUUUAAGGUGUGGCGUGUAGGAUUUAUGGGACAUAAUUCGUACAAGGAGAAUGUUGACCUGUUCUUACGGUUAUUUAAAGAAGCAAUAGAUUCAGUAAAGAACAGCUCAUGAAAACUGGUUACUGGAAAUUGAACGUGCAAGAAGGCGGGCCCAAACUCUCGUCGAAUUUGCAACAAAGCUAUAAAGAACAAUCAAGAAAUGAAGUUGAGAUAAGGAAAAAUAUUUAUUUAUAAUUCGCCAAAGGCGAAGUGAAUAUUGUUGAAUAAUCCCCGCGACGAAGUCGAGGGAAUUAUUCAACAGUGUUCACUGAACCUGAGGCGAAUUUUCUUUUUAGUAUUUUUAGUAAUUACUCAGGUGCUUUCGAAUUCUGUUGUACUUUCUGUAGAUAAAGUAAGCAUUACGCAUGUUUUAUUACAAUUGUGGUGAAUAGUCGUAUCAAGAUUAGCAAGGAGUUUUAGCAGGUUUAUUUUAUUCAGUCACCAAAAAAAUUCAUACAUUUCUUUUGAAAAGGGUACGGCCAAACUUAAUAGUAUAAUUUGUGCUCUUCGCAAUAGAUUUUGUUCCAUUGCGUUUAUCACCUUCUCAGAAACAUUGACAAAACGCGAGGCAGACAUCAUGAAACUUAGCGCCCUUUUUAUAAUCACCUCGGGCGGGGUGAUUAUGGCUAGAUAUUACACUAUCCUAGACUAAUCAGAGCGCGCGCAUCUCAAUACUCACCUCAGCAAUAGUAUUAAACUAAAAUUAUCAGUUAAAGUGUAGAACUGAAAAUGUUAUUGAUCAAAUUAGAGAUAGAUCCACGUCUACGGAAUUAACCAAUGAUAAUUCAAAAGAUUAUUUUUAGAAUAUUGUUCGAUGUGAAAUGUCCUGUCUCAUCCGAUUAAUUAACGUAUGCAACCGAACGUAAAGUAUUUCGGAAAAGUUGGUGUAAAUGUGUAUUUGUGAUCAUGAGUGCAAGUGUAUAUUUAAAUGUAUUUUCAACGUAAUAUAAAGCCUAUUAUUAUAUAUUUUCAAUGCGAGAGGAAUGUUAAGCGAGGGAUUUCAAUUUUACAGUGGGUAAUAAUGAUAUAUAUUUAUGUUUUUUUCAUCCUGAUAAGGCUGGGAUUUAAUUACACCCUAGAAAUCCCCUUCCUUAAUAUUAACAACCUUGUAUUGAAUAUUAUUCAAGGACUUAGUAGAAUAAAAUUUCGUUAGUUUUUCUCUUGAGGGUUUACCAUUCUGAAACAAAAACUUCUGGAAGCAAAUCUAGGUAGAUAGUGUUUUCGCUCGCGGGAAAGAAUGAGGCCUUGACGAGAGGUUUGCUGGGGAUCUAAUUAUUAUUAGUGCCAGACCCCCCGCAAAUGUCUCCUCGACUCAGCUUGUCUCAGAUAUUCCCGCGGGUGAAGACAGCGCAUCCUGCUCGCGUCUUGCUAUAUUCGUUGUGAGAGGUUAAGCCAAGGAAAUUAGUGCUUUGCCUUUAAACCAUCCCUCUUUAUCUAACAGUAGAGCUCGCUUAAUUGAAAACUAAGUUAUAAGUAUCUACACAAUUCUUGAUUGUGAAAUGGAACGUUUCACGCCGUAUUCAUUCUGACUUGGCCGACCCUGGGUGGGUAUCUUUUGUACUGCUCUAUUCGGGAA